Molecule: messenger RNA, 6276 nt
Organism: Trichomycterus rosablanca
Lineage: Eukaryota; Metazoa; Chordata; Actinopteri; Siluriformes; Trichomycteridae
Gene: vat1
Product: vesicle amine transport 1
Exons: 6
Coding region: 143-1609 (488 amino acids)
Biological process (GO): negative regulation of mitochondrial fusion
Cellular component (GO): mitochondrial outer membrane
Molecular function (GO): zinc ion binding; oxidoreductase activity
Source: RefSeq, a predicted model, not a curated record
CGCGCGCUCUUCUCGUUCACGCUUUUGUCAGCGUCCUCUCUUCACCAGCGACUCUUCCUCGGAAGCCGAGCGCGUGAAGCAGUCACUCCUGUCGCGUGUGUUUUUUUUUCCACCCCCUUCACUCCACAACCAACUUGUCAGCAUGUCCGGCGAAGACGCGCCCGCCCAGCAGCAGAACGCGGAGGAGCAGAAACCCCAACAGCAGCAGGAUGGCGAGGCAACAGAGUCGCCCAAAACCGAAAACAAACCGGAGGCAACGCCCGCUGAACCUGCUGCUGCCACCACCGCUGCCACAGCCGACGCUCCCGCUGCCGCUCCCGCCGAGGAGGACACCUUCAGCUACCGGGCGCUGGUCCUUACCGGCUUCGGCGGUUACGAUAAAGUCAAGCUGCAGGUGAAGAAAGGCAAGCCGGUGCUGAAGAGUGGUGAAGUGCUGGUGCGCGUUAAAGCAUGCGGCCUCAACUUUGCAGAUCUCAUGGCCAGGCAGGGACUGUACGACCGGCUCCCUUCUCCACCCGUUACACCGGGCAUGGAGUGCUCUGGCAUCAUCGAGGCGGUCGGGGAAGAAGUGACGGACAGAAAAGUGGGCGAUAAGGUGCUGGUUCUGAGCCGCAACGGUCUGUGGCAGGAAGUGGUGGUGGUGGCAGCCUCACACACUUUUAUCAUGCCCGAGGGAAUGAGCUUCGAGGAGGCAGCCGCUCUGCCUGUCAACUACAUCACCGCCUACAUGAUGCUGUUCGACUUCGGCCACCUGCGCCCCAACCAGAGCGUGCUCAUCCACAUGGCCGCAGGAGGAGUCGGGAUUGCCGCCACUCAGCUCUGUAAGGGCGUGCAGGACGUCACAAUCUUCGGGACGGCUUCUGCCAGUAAGCAUGAGGUCAUCAGCGAGGGCGGAGUCACACACCCUAUCGACUACCGCACGAGGGACUAUGUGGAGGAGGUCCGCAAGAUUAACCCCAAAGGUGUGGACAUUGUUUUGGACCCCUUGGGUGGUGCUGAUACCCAGAAGGGCUACAACCUGUUGAAACCAAUGGGCAAACUCAUCAGCUAUGGCGCGGCCAACAUGCUGUCCGGUCAGAAGAAAAACCUGUUUGCAGUGGCCAAGACCUGGUACCAACAGUUCUCUGUUCACACUCUGAGUCUGAUCCAGAGCAACCGCUCAGUUUGCGGCUUCCAUCUGGGCUACCUGGACUCCGAGUCGGAGCUUCUCUCGGGGGUCAUGAAGGCCGUGCUGGAUCUGUACCAGCAGGGCAAGAUCAAACCCCGCAUCGACUCCACCUACCACCUCGAACAGGUCGGCGAUGCCAUGCGCAGGAUGCAGGAGAGGAACAACAUCGGCAAGAUCGUCCUCACCACCGAGCCCAUGAAAGAGGAGCCCAAGAAGGAAGAGGCCAAAAAAGACGAGAAGGAGAAGAAGGAGGAAAAGAAGAAAGAGGACAAGAAGAAGGAUGAGAAGAAGAAAGAAGAGACCAAGAAGGAUGACAAGAAGGAGGAGAAAAAGAAAGAGGAGGCCAAGAAAGAGGAGAAGAAAGAGGAGCCCAAGAAGGAGGAGCCCAAGAAGGAAGAGGAGCCCAAGAAGGAAGAGGAGCCCAAGAAGGAGGAGAAUUGAGAAACGAGUCGGGCCGAAGCUAGGUGGAAAAUUGACGGCUGUGAAUCGAGUUUGUGUUGGGAGUAGGGGAUCGUUUGAAUCUGUGUCGGAUGUGUGUUGAGUGUAUGUGUGUGUGUGCGUACGCAAGUGUAGUCCAGCUCUCCGCUCAACCCAGAGCAAUUACUCCUGCCUUAAAUCAUCUCACACUAAAAUCUGCAAUCCAACCAGCCUUAUAUACAAACACGCCAAAUAAACAGAUCUACAAUCCUGUCACGGCUAAGUAGUUGUAGUACGCAUUUCAAUUUACUGUAGUAUUAAUUGCUUCUACUAAUCUGUAAUCUGUACUCUGUGACUGUGUGCCUUUUGAGCUGUGCCAUGUCAGUAUUACACUGCCAAAUACACCAGUCAUGUGUUCAUUUGCCAUUCCUCAUUCCCCCCGGCAUGCUUUUAAUACCAACGUACCAACACCUUACUCGCUUUAUAUCUAUUUAGCUGUUCCUCAUGCUAAGGAGUACGAGUGAAAGCCUGGGUUGGGUAAGAGUGCUGUUGUCAUGACUACCUGAAUGUGCCCUGUCUCCUUUUCUAAACCCCUUAACCAUCUCCCCCGUUCUGAUGUCCUCGCCAUGGCGAUUCACUCCUUCGCGCUUGACCAGACUCGCUCAUGGAUAUUCACUGAACCACUGAGCCAGUAGUUUACCAGUAUAGGUAAUCAUCUAAUGUUCCUUGGCUCUACCUACACCACGUUUUGAAGCGACUUGACACAAUCGGCUUAUAAAUCAAGCAUAUUUAUUUCAGAAUCACCCGGGGUUGCCAGAUGUUUUGCAUAUUGCACGUUUCCUUCAUAAUCUAAAAGCAACUCAAGUUGUCAAUCAACACCAACAGGUGGCAGUGCAUCUUGCCCGGUAAUGUAAUGACACUUGUGUACACAUGAGCACAUCUGGUAAUUAAAUAAGACGUCAACCCAGGUAGCUUGUAUGCCAAUGUACUUGAGACAAUGACUCCCAGUUUUAAACCUAACCCAAGUAUUGCAAUAUAGGGGAGGGGAUUGCAUCUUGUCUUCUUAGGGGUGGCUCAUUGGUGACGGGGCAAUAAUUGGAACCUACGUGUAGAUUUCUGUAUUGUAACAUUAUAUAUGCAACUUAGAUGCUUUAACAGUGGGACACAUCUGUUUUCUUAUACUUCAAUAUAAAAAAAAAUGCUUUUUCUUUUAUAUUCUGUAUGAAGAUUCAAAACACUUGCAUUUAAUUAAUGCCGCAAGACCCAGACUGUCUUACGUCUCUCAAACUACACCAGUCUGAACGCCUGUACUCAUGCAUGCGAUGACUCCGACUGUGUAUGAAUCAAAUCCUUAUUCCGUUUCGUUAAACAUGACGGUCGCUGCCAGUAUCCAAAUGAACUCUACAGAGCAGCGCCGAUUAUAGUAAACCAUCUGCGUCUCACAUUCUCAGCUUAUUGUAUUAACGCGGAGACGCUGAAACACAUAGCGCUGUUUUAUUUCCCAGCCUCCUUCAGGAUUCCAGGUUAUCCCGCGCAUUCCGCUCAGGCCCUUCUGACCACGGCCUUCGGCACAUUGGCUGGGUUUCAGCGUGAUGGGUUUUGUUUGCUCUCACUCUCCGCUGUGCUCUCUUGCAUUUUAUCGUCACUAGUUGGCAUAGCAACAGGCGUUUAGCCAGCUAGAGAUGACAGUUGGGUUGCCCCCCCCUUUCCCUUCGCUCCCACACUUACAUACAUACACUAAAUGCUUUCUCUUUCUUUCUUUCUGCUUCAUUUGAUAGUUUAUUACUUUCCAUGCACGUCAGCAUUGCUUUAGUGAGAAUCCAGGGUGACGAGGGCAUAACCUCGCCCCCCUGUGUGCCGUCAAACAAGUCAUAGUUUAGGGAAUAGUCAUUUUUCCAUAUUCAGUGCUUUACUGCCUCUACUGGCAAAACUGAUGCACUGCGAUCAUUUCUGACCCCCAUUUUUUUGCGAGUCUGGUUUUCACGCGACGUGUGUGAAUCGCCCGAAUGUCGCGUGUGAGCAAGCAAGUGUGCGGCUGUGUGUCUCCGUCCUCAGGUCAGUUGUCAGAUUUGGAUAAUGUGUGUGUGUUUUUUUUUUUUUUCUGUCUCUACCUCUGUUAUGCUAUGAGUUAGCACGUCUCAUUACUUACUCUCCUCCCACAGUCACAUCUCAAACCCCCUUACACCUCUUUCUCUGGUGAAUGACCUGUGUUUGUUUAUGAUUUGCACUCUGCUUGUGGCUAUAAUGCACUUCUAGGGAUGGCAGUCCCACUCUCAGCCCAGCGUUCCUCAGGAGUCCUCUCCGAAUUCACACCAUUGGCAUACACACGGAUGCUUACCAAAUAUAAUAUGCAGAUGUUCGUUUCUUUAUUAUUCAUCUCAACCUGAUUACAUUUUUGGGUUGCCAGACGCUGACCGCCCUUUCGUGCACGGAGGCGGUAACCCAGACCAGAAUCGCCUGGACGGGACAGGCGUGGCUCUGCCAUCCUUGUCUUAGAAAAAAUAAAUAAAAGAAAAGUGACAGUGUUCUUACACAAGACACGCAUCUGAAAUCUGAGCGGAGUUCAGUUGCAGGUCCUUAUUUCCGUUGUGUAUCUCCUCUUUUCUCUCCGUGUCCUCCGUGUGGAACGUACUUUUGUUUCCCAAAGCACCACGUGACCCCCCGACUAACACUACAGUAAAGGGUGUCCACUUUCAUUUGCGUUGUUAUCGUUGUCGUGUAGUCCUAUUUUUUUUUGUGUGUUUCUCGGAUUUCAAUUGAAGGCUUCGCUGCGGUUUAUUUAAAUGUGAAGAACGACGUUGUGUUGAUCCUGAUUAAGUGUGCCAAACUGUGCGCCCGACUCUGCUUUACCCCCCACUAUCUUUACAUCACUGAACAAGAAAAGAAAAGAUGAAAUGAAAUUACAAUCUAUUUCUUUCUUUUUUUUUUUUUUACCCAAUCAACAGAAAACAGAUGUCGUGCCUGUCGUGUGUGGUUGAUACCCAGAUAUUUACCGGCGCUUGCCAACUUGCAAUUCUCACUGUGCUGAUCGCUACACCGAAAUACCUCCUUUACAGACACACCGAUAUAUAUAUCAACUGCCCUCUCUGGUUCGCCAGCUGAGCUUCUGCUGAAGGGCUGCUUUGUCGAUCCCAGUGUGAUCUGGUUUACUGAUGGAUCAGUAAAAUGUUUACAACAUCGCCGCAGGUCGUUUGUAGGUCGGUUUCUUAGAGCUUUAUAGAUUAGGCAGUGCGACACCAUCACAUCGGCUAACCAUGGCCUGAGUCAGAAAUUUUGAUGUCAUUUUCUUAUACAGAACACUCUCCGUGCGCUAUACAGCUCUCCAUACGACCCCAUCUCGCGUAUUUAAAGAAGAAGCAUUCGGCCACUGAACAUAUCAGACUAGUGUGUUAGUUACGACUCUCCUCGAUAAGAAGUGCAGCUCAGCAGCAAGUAGAGGAACCGGAAUGCAACCGGGUAAUCGGAUAUGACUAAAUGCAUAAAAAAAGAACUCUCAGCUAGAUUAAAUCUUUAGCUUUGAAAAUGACUGUCCAGUCAAAGUGUUAACCUACUAUUUGGUGCUCUAGCUGUCUGUGACUAGUGGUCCUAGAGAGCACAGACAACUCUAGAUAGCUGGCUUUGCUCUCAGGGUUGGACAGAUGUGCGUUUCUGUCUCUCCUAUUGAUCAGGGCUGUCUGUAGUAAACUGUGUCUCGGUGGGUAGCACCGUCGCCUCACACCAAGAAGGUCCUGGGUUCGAUCCCCACACGGGGCGGUCCGGGUCCUUUCUGUGUGGUUUGCAUGUUCUCCCCGUGUCUGAGUGGGUUUCCUCUGGGAGCACUGUUAAGACAGUGAGUGAGUGGUCAUCAUACAUACACUUCACAUGAGGUGGAUGAAGAUUAGGUCAUUUCUAGGACCAGGUCCUGUUCCAACUCUUCCACAUCACUCUUCUGGUUCUAGAACUCCUUCCAGACGAGUCAUUCUGUCUCAGUUUUGUCUAGCCGUACAGCACAAAAUGUAACACUUUUUUCUCGAUACCAGAGGUAUAAACAUCUGACUUUUAUGUUUACAUAUUAGUAAGCAACCAUUGGCAGUUAGUCUGCUUUAACUGAGAUGAGAAUAUGGGACGAGGAUAUGUCUUAGCGACCGCUUCCUCUGUUCGUACCACAGCUUCAGUAACAUUUUCAGAACUUAAACGUCCAUGCAGGACUGCACACGGCUUUUCAGAGCAGGUUUAGGUUCCUAAAGCGGCUUCUUCCAUCCAUUAUAUGCAAAAAUCUGUGUAAAUAAAGGCAUUAAUGAUUGGCUUUCAGUUGAAUCCGUUUUACCCUAGAUUAAAAUCCUAUUUCUUAAUACGAGUACAUUAGAAUGAACUUUGUCAAUGACCAAUCAGCGACGACUAGCUUUUGUUAACCGCUCAGUGAUUUUGCAGACCCACUCUUUUCUUCCACACACGUCAGAGACGCGGCAGCUCGUUUUAUUCCUGGGUUUAUUUCUUUUCCCUCCGCUUUUUAUUUUUAUUCCAUCACCGCUCUCUCCAACGCAUGCGAGACCCUCUGCAGGGCCGCUGCUUCUGUGCUCGACUCCGAGUUGGAUCGUGUGUGAUUCACAAACGUGGUCAUGAGGACCGUAUAGCUUGUAAUGCUUCUGUGUGUGAUGUUACCAUUAUGCCUUACAUGUUUUCCAGUACUAAUAAAAAGAGCAUAACAAAAA